Messenger RNA from Cadophora gregata, 354 nucleotides. RefSeq lists its product as uncharacterized. NCBI's taxonomy places the organism in Eukaryota, Fungi, Ascomycota, Leotiomycetes, Helotiales, Ploettnerulaceae. The transcript is spliced from 2 exons. The coding region runs from base 1 to 354 and encodes 117 amino acids. The record is from RefSeq and is a predicted model, not a curated record.
AUGCUUUUGCUCACUACUUUGAUAUUGGCCAUCACGGCAAAUGCAGCUGUGAUCAGACGUGAUAAUUCGACCGUGACGGUAGCAUCUCUUCCUCAAUUUUCGAACAGCACAGCUCGAUUAGAAGCCAUCAAUACCAAACGGGAAGGAUGGCUUUACGGCCCCUCACUCCUAGGGAAUGCAUCUUUCUUUCCCACUGGAAGCCUGGGAACAGCAAGGAUGCAAACAGAUAUGGCAUUAUUCGCCGCUGAGUCCGCCUACAUCAGUCCAAAAGCACAAGCGGAUCUAGCAGCCGUGCAAUCAGCAGUUCUUGCCCGGUCUCAAAAGUCUAGACGACUACGCACGUGUCUUAUAUGA